Messenger RNA from Rubroshorea leprosula, 1497 nucleotides. NCBI's taxonomy places the organism in Eukaryota, Viridiplantae, Streptophyta, Magnoliopsida, Malvales, Dipterocarpaceae. The record is from the annotation of a GenBank genome assembly.
AAUGAAUGGGCAAUACUGCCCUUUAGAGAUCAGAAAAAGGAACUAGCAGCGUCAUGAAUUGGAUGACUUCGGUCUCCACGCCUUCUCUCUCGCUCUCGCGCCACUUACGUAUUCCAAUCACAGCCAUCCACGCCGCCGCCAACGGAACGAUGCCAGAUCCACACCCGUCUCUCAGAGUCACCGGCGGCGCACGUGACCGCUUCCUCCAGGCUUUCAAAACCUUGCAUCGUCCCUACAAUCCCUUGCCACUGAUUUGCUGGAACCGUCACGUGGAGACCAUCUUCGCCUCAUUCUUUCGCUCCGUGCCUCAAGUUAGAUUACGCCGGGAGUGCCUCCGCACCAAGGACGGCGGCUCCGUCGCACUUGAUUGGGUCGCUGGAGAUCACCAGCGAUUGCCAUCUGAUUCUCCACUUCUCAUUUUACUGCCGGGUUUGACUGGAGGCAGCCAGGAUUCGUAUGUGAGGCAUAUGUUACUUAAAGCUCAGAAUGAGGGUUGGCGUGUUGUGGUGUUCAAUAGCCGAGGCUGUGGGGAUAGUCCUGUUACCACUCCUCAGUUCUAUUCAGCUUCGUUUUUAGGAGAUAUGUAUGAAGUAGUCGCACAUGUCGGCAGUAGAUACCCUGAAGCUAAUUUGUAUGCUGUUGGUUGGUCUCUUGGGGCAAACAUUCUUGUUCGUUAUAUGGGUCAGGAAUCCCAUACCUGCCCUCUUUCUGGUGCCGUGUCACUUUGUAAUCCUUUCAAUUUGGUUGUGGCAGAUGAGAACUUUCACAAGGGCUUUAACAAUGUUUAUGACAAAGCCCUUGCAAAAUCUCUCAGGGAAAUUUUCAAGAGGCAUGCUCUUCUCUUCGAGGACAUGGGUGGUGAAUUCAAUAUCCCACUAGCUGCCAAUGCAAAGUCUGUCAGGGAAUUUGAUGAAGGAUUAACUCGUGUUUCAUUUGGUUUUAAAUCGGUGGAUGACUAUUAUUCUAAUUCAAGUAGUUCAGAUUCCAUAAAACACAUUUGCAGACCGUUGCUUUGCAUUCAGGCCGAAAAUGACCCCAUUGCUCCCUCUUGGGGAAUUCCUCAUGAAGAUAUUGAGGAAAAUUCAAACUGCAUGUUGAUAGUGACACCCAGAGGUGGCCAUCUAGGGUGGGUUGCAGGUCCUGAUGCCCCAUUAGGAUCUCCCUGGACUGAUCCUGCGGUGAUGGACUUCCUCCAGCAUUUGGAAACAGGUGCAUCUAGAACUGCUCCAUCUUAUAGUAGCCCAAAUGCUUUGGAGCAUACAAAGGGCUUGCAUCACAUAGAUGUAUAGCAAAAAUUCAGUUCCAAAUUCAUUUCACGUUAUUAGUCUUGUCAAUAUGAUCAAACAUAUAAUAAGGUCAAUUUACUAAAGUUGGCUGAUUCUUUAUACUCUCAUCCUGUGUUGUCGUUUUAGCUGAAAUUCUAUCCUUUGGAUACGAUUUGUUUUUACAUACAUGACAAGAAUCAAUAAAUUCUAUAUAUAAAUUUGAUUUCCCUUU